Molecule: messenger RNA, 2360 nt
Organism: Carassius carassius (crucian carp)
Lineage: Eukaryota; Metazoa; Chordata; Actinopteri; Cypriniformes; Cyprinidae
Product: vacuolar protein sorting-associated protein 4B-like
Exons: 15
Coding region: 94-1770 (558 amino acids)
Biological process (GO): endosomal transport; vacuole organization
Molecular function (GO): ATP hydrolysis activity; ATP binding
Source: RefSeq, a predicted model, not a curated record
GAGAGUCCGAGAUAACUUCAUUUAAAAAAUGUAUAUAUUUGAACCGUUCCAGCAGUAACAUAUUAUUAGUUCACCUUCAACACACCGUCAACGAUGACGAAUGCCAGUUUACAGAAAGCCAUUGAUUUAGCCAGCAGAGCCUCUGAGGAGGACAAGGCCAAAAACUACGAGGAAGCUCUGCGCCUCUAUCAGCAUGCAAUCCAGAAUUAUCUUCAUGUGGUAAAAUAUGAAGCUCAGGGAGAAAAGGCCAAGCAGAGCAUCCGAGCGAAGUGUGCUGAGUAUCUGGAGCGAGCGGAGCAGCUCAUGCAGUACCUGAAGAAUAAAGAGCGCACGCCGCCCUCCAAACCUGUCAGAGUUUCCCAAUCUGACGAUAAAGGGACUGACAAUGAUGACGGCGAUGCAGAGAAAAAGAAACUACAAAGUCAACUCCAAGAAGUAACAUAUUAUAAGUUCACCUUCAACACACCGUCAACGAUGACGAAUGCCAGUUUACAGAAAGCCAUUGAUUUAGCCAGCAGAGCCUCUGAGGAGGACAAGGCCAAAAACUACGAGGAAGCUCUGCGCCUCUAUCAGCAUGCAAUCCAGAAUUAUCUUCAUGUGGUAAAAUAUGAAGCUCAGGGAGAAAAGGCCAAGCAGAGCAUCCGAGCGAAGUGUGCUGAGUAUCUGGAGCGAGCGGAGCAGCUCAUGCAGUACCUGAAGAAUAAAGAGCGCACGCCGCCCUCCAAACCUGUCAGAGUUUCCCAAUCUGACGAUAAAGGGACUGACAAUGAUGACGGCGAUGCAGAGAAAAAGAAACUACAAAGUCAACUCCAAGGUGCUAUAGUUAUGGAAAAACCCAACAUUAAGUGGGACGAUGUUGCUGGUUUGGAAGGAGCCAAAGAGGCCCUUAAACAAGCGGUCAUCCUGUCAAUCAAAUUCCCUCAUCUUUUCCCUGGGAAACAGAGAGGGAUUCUGCUCUUUGGUCCGACAGGAACAGGAAAGUCCUACCUGGCUAAAGCAGUGGCUACAGAGGCCAACAACUCCAGCUUCUUCUCCAUCUCGUCAUCAGACCUGGUGUCCAAGUGGCACGGAGAGAGCGAGAAGUUAGUGAAGAAUCUGUUCAGUUUGGCUCGGGAGCAGAAGCCUUCGAUCAUCUUCAUCGAUGAGAUCGAUGCCAUGUUCGGCUCCGGAAAUGAGAACGAGAGCGAAGCGGCCCGCAAGAUCAAGACUAAGUUUCUGGCCCAGAUGCAAGGCGUAGGAAAUGACAACGAAGGAAUUCUGGUCCUCGGAGCGACGAACAUCCCCUGGACGCUGGAUUCUGCCAUCAGAAGAAGGUUUGAAAAGCGCAUCUACAUCCCUCUUCCAGAGCAGCAAGCUCGCUCCUCCAUGUUUAAACUGCUCCUCGGCUCCACUCCCAAUAGCCUCAACGAAGCUGAUUUCAUAACUCUUGGGAAGAAGACGGACGGCUAUUCGGGUGCUGACAUCAGCAUCGUUGUCCGUGACGCCCUCAUGCAGCCCAUCCGCAAAGUUCAGUCCGCGAAACACUUCAAAAAGGUCAGAGGCAAAGCAUGGAACAACCCAGAAGCUGUGGUGGAUGACCUCUUAAUGCCCUCCUCUCCAAACGACCCAGAUGCAAUCCAGAUGACCUGGGAGGAUGUAGUGAGGGAUAAACUCCUGGAGCCGAUAGUCAGCUUGGAGGACAUGUUGAUGUCGCUCGAGAAAACCAAGCCCACUGUGAACGAGGAGGAUCUGGAGAAGAUGAAGACGUUCACUCAGGACUUUGGCCAGUAGGGGUGAAUUUUUGCAGGAUUCACGUGGCAUUUAUUUAUAUUUUUCCAUCAUGUUUACAAAGCUCCCUCUGCAUAUUUUAUUUUUCAAAAUCUUUGAUCAGUUUUUAACCCUGAGAUUUUGUGGGGGGAGCCUUAAUAUUAUCCUGAACAUAACAUUCAGGUCAGAUGUCCAUUCAUUAUUACUAAAAAAUGUAUACCAUAUUUUCCAGACACCAAUCCGUGUUUUUUUUUUUAAUCUUCCGAGAUGUACUGAAUUAUUCCAAAGUAACUUAUAUAAUGCAUUAAAUGUCAAAAGGCCUAAGCAAAAUGUAAACACUUAAAAGUGGGCACUUACAGGUUUCUAUAAAUAUAGUUCUCCUGUCUGUGUGACAAGUCUGUCUAUACACUGUUGUCUUGUCUGUACCACUGUUUUCUACAUUUCAGGAUGAGGUUCACAGAAACUGAGAUAGCAAGUGCAUUUUGUUUGUUUUCUUUAACUAAAUAAAUACUGCUUGUAACUAGUGACACUAGAAUUUGUUUAUUUUAUACAUAGGCCUAAAUAUUUAUUUUAUUUGUUCUGUUUUGAAUAGCAUUACAUUUAAAUGAUUUGAA